AUGGCGCGAAAUUCCGAGAAAGCACAAUCCAUGCUGUUCCGCUUUCGAGCGCAACAAGCAUCAGAUCUAGGCAUAAUCGACAUCAAUCGCACGCGCCGACCAAAGGCCAUUUCACAACAAGAACACAUUCCCACUUGCGAACGAUGGCGAGGCCAAGUGCUCAAGGAAAUCAGUCGCAAAAUCACAAAGAUCCAGGACCCUGCGCUUAGCGACUACCAGAUUCGCGACAUCAACGACGAGUUGAACAAACUUUUCAAAGAGAAAUGGCAGUGGGAAAUGCGAAUACGAGAGCUCGGUGGGCCGAAUUACAUGCGUGGUGGGGGGAAGAUGACUGAUGAUGAAGGACGCGUGAUAGAAGGUGGUGGGAAGGGGUAUAGGUAUUUUGGCAGAGCGAGGGAGUUGCCUGGCGUAAAAGAGCUGUUUGAGGCUGCGACGCAGAUGCCGGAGAAGGAGACGAAGGAGACGAGACAUGAUCUGAGAGUAAGGGUGGAUGCUGGAUAUUAUGGAUACAAUCUGGACGAGGAAGAUGGCAGUCUGUUGGAGUACGAAGCACGCAAGGAGAAAGAAGCAUUUGAGGCGCUUAUGGCACAGGGUGACGAGGUUGGAACAGAAUUUGAGCCUUUACCUGGUGACUCGGGAGACGGUGUGCCUUGGAAGCUGCCUACGGCGGAAGAAGUCGAGACCGAACUCCUGGACAGGCGAAAGAGGAAACUACUUGACAAACUCUGA
Pseudocercospora fijiensis CIRAD86 is the source of this 729-nucleotide messenger RNA. RefSeq lists its product as uncharacterized. The transcript has a single exon. Gene Ontology annotation, cellular component: post-mRNA release spliceosomal complex; catalytic step 2 spliceosome; post-spliceosomal complex. The record is from RefSeq and is a predicted model, not a curated record. NCBI's taxonomy places the organism in Eukaryota, Fungi, Ascomycota, Dothideomycetes, Mycosphaerellales, Mycosphaerellaceae. Gene Ontology annotation, biological process: generation of catalytic spliceosome for second transesterification step; mRNA 3'-splice site recognition. The coding region runs from base 1 to 729 and encodes 242 amino acids.